Messenger RNA from Paraphaeosphaeria sporulosa, 510 nucleotides. RefSeq lists its product as uncharacterized. The record is from RefSeq and is a predicted model, not a curated record. NCBI's taxonomy places the organism in Eukaryota, Fungi, Ascomycota, Dothideomycetes, Pleosporales, Didymosphaeriaceae. The transcript has a single exon. Bases 128 to 451 code for a protein of 107 amino acids.
GGCUUUGCAGAUGGGAACAACCUCGUGGUGUGCCCGGUGGCGCUUCCGGGGGGCAAAGCCAACAUCAAGACGCUCGCCGACCUGAACCCGAAAGCCGGUGAUCCGAUCGCCACGUAUAGAUACACGUAUGAGUUCCAGCUCGUGCAUGAGCUGGCGCACGUCGUGGGCGCUGAGAGGGACAUCAAAUAUGGCAUGCCUGAUUGCACACAGCUGGCGAGGGGUGCUACGAAUGCAGCGCCGAGCGAUACGCCAGCGAAUAAUGCUGAUAGCUGGGCGUUAUUUGCGUUGGGUGAGUGCCGCGAUCUGGCGCGUGAAUGGAAGACGUUUCGCUGACAUGACCAUGAUUAGCUGUGUCGGACGUGUCGAGCCCGCCCAUGUCGGAUUUCGAUUGGACUGGAGGAGAUUCAGGCGAGAACGCGCGGAGGUAUACGCAGAAUUAGGGGGAGGUUAAGGACAAGGACGGGGUGGAAGAAUGGAGAGGUCCGAUUUUUGAGGUCCUUAGGUUCCACG